Messenger RNA from Linum trigynum, 3363 nucleotides. The record is from the annotation of a GenBank genome assembly. NCBI's taxonomy places the organism in Eukaryota, Viridiplantae, Streptophyta, Magnoliopsida, Malpighiales, Linaceae.
UCAUGAACAUGAACAGGGCCGGCCUGGGCCUGUGCUGGCAGGCCCGCCAGCACAAGGCCUCACACUUGUUGGGGCCUCCAUCAAAUUCAAGAAGAAUAAGUAGUAGUUGUAAUAAUUGGACUUAUUAUAUUACACUCGUUAGUCGUUACUUUCAUAUGGGCCACGGGAAAUACUGGGCCAAAAGUGAAAAGAUCUAAUUAAAUUGCUAUGAGAUUUUUUCAAUAAUAGCACCCUGUAAAAAAAAUUACAAAAAUAGCACUCAGCCCACACAAAUUCCAAAACUAGCAUUUUUUUUUCAAAAUCGCACGGUCAUGGUGCGUUUUACGUAGAAACCGCACAAUGAGGGAGCGGUGAUCGCUAGGGCAUCCCCAAAAUCGCACAUUGAUGAGGCGGUCAUCAUUCCCGACGCGGCGGUCCCCAGCACCGUUGGAUUAGACGGCGAUCCAAUGGCCAACCACAUGCCCCUUGAGAAUGCGGUUUGUGUUAGAGAAACAGAACCGCAGCCUCACCAAGCAGUUCUGCUAGAUCAGCCUAAGAACCGCCUGGCCAAGAUGCGGUUAUGUUAUGUCAGAAUAAUAACCGCUUGGCCAAGAUGCGGGUUUGUCCCAUAAACUCAAACCGCUAACGCACGACCAAGGUGCGAUUUUGAAAAAAAAGUGCUAGUUUUGGAAUUUGUGUGGGCUAGGUGCUUUUUUUUUUAAUUGUGCUAUUUCUGGAAAAAUCUUAAUUGAUAUCCUCAAGCUGAGUAUCAAGAAAGUGAAAAUAAACUAAGUCCUAAGAAGAGUCAUGCCAUGAGAUCACGUCUCACGACCACGCCGCAGCGAGGAAGCGACCACGUGGUCGCAUCAUGAGAGUACCACGACCCCUUCGUGAGACAACCACGAGCUUAUCACAAGACUAGUCGGCAUGAGAUUUGAAACAAGAUCAGGCGAAGCAAGCUAUACUGUAAGACACGUGAUGCUUCCGUGAAAAGGCACCUAGGUAGUUGAGAGAGAAACUGCUACUCAUUCCACGUUCAACGACAUGUCAGCUACAUCCGAGUUAGAGGGAAGCAAUCAAAUUUAAAAUAUUUAACGAAUUUUAGUGACAAAUGUAAAACUAUUUAUCAAUUCCAACAACCAAACUUUCAUUUUAACCUAUAAAAUUUGAACGUCGCAUCAAUCCUCUGCAGGGAAAGACGUACGAGGAGAAAAUAUAUAACCUAACAACUGCGUGAUUCACAUUUUCCGAGUGAUCGGCAAUUCGGCAUCAAUCCUCCGUAGGGAAAAGACAAGGAGAAAACAUAUAACAUGACACGUCGCAUCAAUCCACUUGACAUAUAUGCACAUGGCCAGACUCAAUGGGAUCCACAUGCACAUGUUAAUUAUAUACACAUACAAAAAAACAUGGGGUUUCAGUUUCAGUACGUGAAUUAUCGCCUCUAUAAAUACCUACACAUAUAUCAGUAUUAGUUCACCCACAUCCACGUACAUCAUCAUUUCCAAACUUAACGCCGGAACUCAUGUCGUCGUCGGUCGCCUUUGCGAGUCAGCUUCCGAACAGAGCUGAAGGAGGAACAGCGCCGGCGUUUGGGUCUGCUGCUAACUAUCAUCCCACUUUGUGGGCUGAUGAUUUCCUCACCCUCAAGUUGGAGGAUGCCGAUUCAUCGACGAUCAAACUUGAACAUGAAGAGUUGAAAAAAGCAGUAAGAAAGAUGUUGAAUACUACAUCAACAAUGGAUCAUAAACUUGGAUUAAUCGACGUUGUCCAGCGAUUAGGCCUGAGUUAUCACUUCGAGAGUGAGAUUGAAGCCGAGUUAUCGAACAUGAUGAUCUCGUCUCCCGUUCCCGACUCCGUCGCUAAUGAUCUCAGCUCAGCUGCGCUCUGGUUCCGUCUCCUCAGACAACAAGGCUUCUAUGUCUCCACAGAUAUUUUGGAGAAUUUCAAGGACGGCGAAGGUAACUUCAAGACGUCGUCGCUGGUCUCCGACGUGCCAGCAAUGCUGAGCUUGUACGAGGCGUCGUUUCUGGCCGUACCGGGAGAAGAUGUCUUGGAUCAAGCAAGGGCCUUCACUACCCAAAACCUAAUCGGCUCGUCGUCAUCGGAGAUUGUGAGCUUUGCCCUAAACAGGCCCAUCCGAAAGCGCCUGCCGAGGUUAGAUGCGAGGCGUUUCAUCGACACCUACCAGGGGAACGAUUCGCUACUGAGGCUUGCGCAGCUGGACUUCAACAUCAUCCAGCAGCAGCAUCAGGAAGAGCUGCGUGGGAUCCAGGAGUGGUGGGGGAGUUUGGACGUGCCGACCAACUUCUGGUAUGCGAGGGACAGAAUUGUGGAGUGCUACUUUUGGAUCAUGGGAGUGUAUUUCGAGCCCAAAUACUGCGUGGCCAGGAGGCUGCUCACCAAGUUCAUAGCCAUCAUGUCUCUGACGGACGAUACUUACGAUAACUACGCUACUGCAGAACAACUGGAUGUUCUCACACAAGCCAUUGAGAGCUGGGACAACAAUCUCAUAAGUGGACUUCCAGGGCCCAUGAAGAUGCUUUACGGCUUAUAUGUGUACAUUUUCGACGAAUUCGAACAGGCGGUCUCAGGAGAAGGAAGGUCUUUCGGUGUACGUUACGCGAAGAGAGAACUAGACAGAGCGCUCAAGGCGUUCUUAAUGGAAGCUAAUUGGAGGGAUGCAAACUACUUCCCGACGCUAGAAGAGUACAUGGAAGUUUCGCUCGUCACCACCGCCUAUCCCUUGCUCGUAACCGUUUCGUUCCUCGGCAUGGCCGGCGCCGCGGAGGAGGACUUUCAGUGGAUCGCCGGGGAACCUCAAAUGCUCGUCGCCUCCUCCACCGUCUGCAGGCUGAUGGAUGACAUCGUCUCCAGCAAGUUGGAGCAAGAGAGGAAGCACAUCCCGUCGGCCGUGGAAUGUUACAUGGAGAAACACAAGGUGGCGGAGGAGGUGGUGGUGGAGCUGUUCAGGGAGCGGGUUGACAAUGCGUGGAAGGACAUAAACAAGGAGUUCUUAAGGCCAACGGCGGUGGCUGCGCCGCUGCUGGAUCGGAUUCUGAAUUUGACGAGGGCGAUUGAUGAGAUCUAUAAGGACGCUGACACCUACACCGACUCGUAUUUGCUCAAGAACCACGUCGUCUCCAUUCUCAAGGAACCAAUCUUCAUUGCUGCCUGAGGAGCAUUUACGUGUCCAGUUUCCCAAGUAGCCAUUAUUGACAGCCAAUAGUGACUUGGUGAAUCUUCUCAUUGGAUAGCACAGUGAGGCGAAUCGAGUAGAUAAAUCUUUGUUGAGCAUGGAAUUUGCCACGCUUUUUACUGUAUUUGGGUGGUUUCAACUUUCAAUUCCUGGCAGGCAAGUUUCAGAUUCAGGGGAGGAAGGUGCAC